GAAAAGCAAACAUCAAACCGAUAGACGUUUAGAAAAGUUUUCUUGAAGGAAAUAAAAAAAUGAAAACAGAAGACUCGGCUACAAACUCCAGUUCUACAUCACCACUGGUAGGAACCGCUGAUGAAGUGGAAGCGAUUGCCAAGUCAUUUGAAUCUGGGCACAAACAUGUGUACUACACGGGAUGCCUUUCACUUCCGACAUCUCGGUCGAUGCCCACUUCAACAUCUGAGGUGGGUAAUUCGUCGAACGGUUUAGAAAGAAGCCAUGUUCCAGUGCAAAGCGAAAUUAGCACGACACUCGGGGACUUUAGCUUUCUUCCACAUCCGCAGUACGCUAAUUAUAAUCGUAACUGUAACAAACUGCUUUAUUUGCACCGGUUAGAGGUCAACCUGAGCAACUAGGGUCAUGACUACUGUCCCUCGGCUAAAAGAAGAGUAACGAUGCGUUUAUCUGGUAUAUCGGAGCGUUACUCUCAACAUAAUACAUCUGGGGAAUAGCUUUCUAAGAACUUCUUCUAUUCCAUAUUUCUGUCCCCAUUGACUACCCAUUUUUGGUGUGCAUCUAAA
This is a messenger RNA of Phytomonas sp. EM1, 566 nucleotides long. The record is from the annotation of a GenBank genome assembly. Lineage: Eukaryota; Euglenozoa; Kinetoplastea; Trypanosomatida; Trypanosomatidae.